GCUGUGAGGCGAUGGCGCGCGGCGGCAGGAGCGUGGGGCGGCCCGCGGCGGCACCGGCACCGGCCAGCCCGGCCCCAGCGGCCCCGGUGCCGGCGGCGCAGCCGGCGCAACCCGGUCUGAUGGCGCAGAUGGCGAGCACGGCGGCCGGCGUGGCCGUGGGUUCCGCCGUGGGACACGUCGUGGGGAGCGCCCUCACCGGCGCCUUCAGCGGCGGCGGCUCCUCCGAACCGGCCAAGGCGGCGGUUCCCGCCCAGGAGCCCAGGCAGCAGCCCGUGUACCAGCAGUCGCCCUACGGACCCUGCCACUAUGAGAUGAAGCAGUUCCUGGAAUGUGCUACCAACCAGAGAGACCUGACCUUGUGCGAGGGCUUCAACGAGGCGCUGAAGCAGUGCAAGAAUAGCAACGGUGUUUCUUCUCUCCUGUGAAGAAUCUGCCCCCUUGUAGGGAAGAGGAGCCUGGUGUAGAGCCCUGCUGCCUGCAGGGAGCAGAAGGAUGGACACGGGAUGAGCUGGAGGGAACAGACUGACCAGACAGGAGUCUUCUAGUGGUAAUUUACUUCUCGACUAGUAGAGAAGGAAAGGAGUGGUUGGACCUGUGGGAAUUCAGAAUUCAGAUAGUGCUGUAUUUAUUACAGAGAAAUAAAGGAGUUUAUUUGGACCUA
Messenger RNA from Aquila chrysaetos chrysaetos, 661 nucleotides. RefSeq names its product coiled-coil-helix-coiled-coil-helix domain containing 10 (gene CHCHD10). Gene Ontology annotation, biological process: mitochondrion organization. The transcript has 4 exons. Gene Ontology annotation, cellular component: nucleus; mitochondrion. The coding region runs from base 12 to 425 and encodes 137 amino acids. NCBI's taxonomy places the organism in Eukaryota, Metazoa, Chordata, Aves, Accipitriformes, Accipitridae. The record is from RefSeq and is a predicted model, not a curated record.